AUGUCCAGAGGGCCUGUCAUCCUCUGGCUGCUGAGGGAGCUGUGGUGGCUUUAUCUGACGCCAGCUGCAGCGCAGACUGUUGUGACAGGAUACUUGGGCCAGCCGGUGACUUUGCCCUGCAUGUACGCAUCAUGGUCUCGCAGCAGCCACAGCAUGUGCUGGGGCAAAGGCUUGUGUCCCAAAUCCAAAUGCAACGAGGAGCUUCUCCACACCGAUGGGACCAGGGUGCUCUCCCGGAAGUCGUCAAGAUACGUGCUUCUGGGGAGCAUCGGGAGAGGCGACGUCUCCUUGACCAUCUUCAACACCAACGAAGGUGACAGCGCUGCCUACUGCUGCCGCAUAGAGGUGCCUGGCUGGUUCAAUGAUGUCAAGAAGAACAUUGUCCUGAGGCUAACGAGAGCCCCAACAACCACCCGGCGCCCAACCACCCGGCGCCCAACCACCCGGCGCCCAACUACCACCACUACCACCACCACCACCACCACCACCACCACUGCUAUGCAAACAACCGCAGCUGUGUUUCCAACGACAGUCAUGACUACACCUGACCUCACAACCAGAACACCACUUCAGACAAGUACCACCACUGCCCUCACAACAAUGACAACCACGUGCCCAUGGACAACACCAAGCUCCCUUCCUGAGGCAACCACAAUUCUUCUGACCACUGUGCCUUCCACCGAAGGAUCCACCCUCACUGCAGAAUCAGAAACCUCCCUUCUUCCUGAGGUAACUUCUGAGGACAGUUCUUUAUUCACACCCAAAGGAAAAAUAGACAUUUCCUCUCCUUUUUCCUACCCAGCCCCUGAGACGACAAUUCGUGGAGAAAAUGAAGUUGAAACAGAACAGUUGAGCGGGGUGGACAGCUCCUUCCUUGCGAAGAUCAUUGCUCCCUCCCUGGGAUUUGUGCUGUGUGCAUUAAUUGUAGCGCUUCUACUUCGAGGGAAAGUCAGGAAAAUCAAUUGCUUCCAGAAACACACAAGGCUACACAACGCUGGAGAAAGUAAAAACGUCCUCAAUGACCUACAGCAUGGGAGAGAAGAUGAAGACGGUCUUUUCACACUAUAACGUGCCACAUUUUUUUAGAAUGGAGGACAGGGGUAGGAUGUGUGAAUUGUCACAAGUCUUAGAAUGUCUGUUUGUUUGCUUUUAAAGCCCCAUCUAUUCCAUUGGUGUCAUUGAGCUAGUCUUGCUUUAGUUUCACAAGUGGAAGGCACAUGAGAGACCACACCUUCUCUGCCCAGUGCUUUAUCUCCUUCCCAGCAUCACUGCUAAGUGAUCUUUCUCACUAUGUUUGAAUACUUUCAGUGAUGAUGAGCUCACUGCCACACCCAGGGGAGCCCAUGCAAUCUCAGGGCAGUUCUGAGACUUAGAAAUCUAUAAAGCAAAGUCUAUCUCCAGAUAGCAUCUGCCUGUCAGUCCUCAUUGAACUCAUGGUGCUCACACAGAACACGUCUAAUCUCUCCUCUACGUGGUAGUGUUGCAGAAGACCAAGAAGACCAAGGACACUUCUGAGGAAGUUGGAGGGACACUGUUUAAUAACGUCAGCGGACUCAGGGAACAGCCUUCCAAAUCUGAGUGAAGGAACACGCAUGGGACCCUCCCUUAUAUCUCCCUCCCUGUGAUCUUUGUCCCACAAGCAUGGAUUAUGCUUCCGGUCCUUUUCUCUCGGGCCUUGCAAGAAGGCCCCCAGGUGUUGGGGGUCUCCAGGCCAUAUCCGGUGGUCUGGCCUGGUGUCAGAGUUAGGAGCCCUCCCUCUGGGCAGUGUACUGUCCACAGUCCAAUGGCCUCUCUAACUGGUUCUGCAAGACCAGUAUCUGGGAAAGAGGUAGUGACUUAAUCAUAGGUUAUGAGGAAUGUACACUGAGCUUACUGGCUUGGAUUCAGAUAACUAGCCCCAAAUAUCAGGGUUACAUUGGAAUUAGCCCUUUUAGCCUCCUCAGUAGUGCUCCAGGUACACCGGACCCUAUGUCUCUGGAAAUUACCUUGUUUCUGGGACAUGAUUUCUGGUCCCUCCCCUCCCGUAGUUGACUUCGCUGCGGAUGCAUUUGCAUCUCUCCUUUUGUGCCCAACUGUCAGCAUUGAGUGCCCCACUCCAGGGAUGGUGUGAGCAGCCCUGGGUCUAUGCUUCAUCAAUAAUGCAGCAACUGAUGUCAUCUCCAAAACUCCUUGGUUUUCUAUUAUUUUCUGUUCACAUUUGAGUGUCUUUAGGGGUGACCAUGGUGUCACAUCUUAAUUCUUGCUUGGGGAAUUUAAUUUUGGGAUCAAGAGUCCAUCAGAGCAAAAUGCAGUGAGUGACGUGGACAUUCAACCAGGGCCAACGCAUGAUCUGACUGUAAGGCAACCCAGAUUAAACACAGU
This is a messenger RNA of Eptesicus fuscus (big brown bat), 2361 nucleotides long. RefSeq names its product T cell immunoglobulin and mucin domain containing 4 (gene TIMD4). Bases 1 to 1068 code for a protein of 355 amino acids. The transcript has 8 exons. NCBI's taxonomy places the organism in Eukaryota, Metazoa, Chordata, Mammalia, Chiroptera, Vespertilionidae. The record is from RefSeq and is a predicted model, not a curated record.